This is a messenger RNA of Panicum virgatum (switchgrass), 2545 nucleotides long. RefSeq names its product WD repeat-containing protein 20-like. Gene Ontology annotation, molecular function: protein binding. Lineage: Eukaryota; Viridiplantae; Streptophyta; Magnoliopsida; Poales; Poaceae. Bases 298 to 1464 code for a protein of 388 amino acids. The transcript is spliced from 9 exons. The record is from RefSeq and is a predicted model, not a curated record.
AAAAAAACAAUUUCUCAAUUUUCUCUUCCUCCCUUGCUCCUCCUCGCCUCGCCCCGCCCCAGUUCUCUCCUCUCCCGCAUCCGCCGUCUCAUCCAUCCCAAAUCAAAUCAAACCCGCCUCUCGCUCGGAUCCUCCGCCGAAUCCGGCCACCCCGCUCGUCGCCUCCAAAACCCUACCCCCUCGCGCCACCGGCUGGGGGCAUGCGGCGGUGACCGCGCGUGCGGGGCCUCGUCUCUCUGCGCACGCGCGCGCGGGCGGGCGGGUGGGCAUUGCGAUCGCUAGGGGGGCAGCGGAGCCAUGGCGUCCGCGGGGUCGGGCGCCGGCGGCGCGGGGGCGGGCGGGCUCAAGACCUACUUCAAGACCCCCGAGGGGCGGCACAAGCUGCAGUACGAGAAGACGCACUCCCCCGCCGUCGUGCACUACAACCACAGCGGCAAGACCGUCUCCCAGAUGACGGUGGCAUAUUUGAAGGAGAAGCCGGCUGGCCAGGGGUCCACGCCUUCAACUCCAAGUGCCGGCAGUGGGAUGCGUUCUGCUGCUGCAAGGCUGCUUGGUACGGGGAACGGGAGCCGGGCACUUAGCUUUGGGAGCAAUGGUACCAGCAGGACUGUCUCAGGAAGCAGCCGCAUCGGUGGUGGCAUUGGCGCGUCGACGUGCGCAAGUGGAUCACAAGGCAUGGUGAAUUAUGAUGGCAAGGGAACAUACAUCAUAUUCAACACUGCCGAUACGCUCUUCAUCAGUGAUCUCAACUCACAUGACAAAGAUCCAAUAAAGUCCAUUCACUUCAGCAGCUCGAACCCACUUUGCCAUGCAUUUGAUCCUGAAUCCAAGGAUGGGCACGAUCUACUUGUUGGGGUGUUCCCAGGAGAUGUCUAUUCAAUGUCAUUGAGGCAGCAGUUGCAAGACCCUGGAAAAAAGCCUGUUUCAUAUCAACAUUUUAUUAAUAAAGACAAAGACAAAGACCCAAGUCAAGGUGGCGCUGCCAGCAGCCGGUGCACUUGUGUUGCGUGGGUUCCAGAGCGUGAAGGAAUUUUUAUUGUUGGCCAUGCUGAUGGGAAUUUGUAUGUUUAUGACAAAUAUAAGGAUGGGAAUACUGAUUGGGCAUUUCCAACUAUAAAGGAUCAAAGUCAGCUGCUGAUUUCACAUGCAAAGUCGAGUAAGGGCAAUCCAAUUGCAAGAUGGCAUAUCUGUCAAGGUGCAAUCAAUGCCAUUUCCUUUUCACCAGAUGGUGCUUACUUGGCAACUGUUGGGCGAGAUGGUUACUUGAGAAUAUUUGACUUUGCGAAAGAACAACUAAUAUUUGGUGGGAAAAGUUACUAUGGUGCACUGUUGUGUUGCUCUUGGAGCCGCUACACACAAGGCAGCUGCGCCAAGUUGACAUCCAGCCACUCAUCGACAAGGUUGGGGCAAGAUUGGCAACGUGGAAAGGGAAGCUCCUCAAUAGAGCCGGUCGGCUGCACUUGAUCAACACAGUUCUCACCUUGCUACCAACGUAUCAUCUAACAGUUUUCAGGCUACAGAAAUGGGCAAUUAAGAAAAUUGAUAAACUGAGGAGGGGAUCCCUUUGGAGAGGCUCUGAAGAGGCAAAGGUUGGUCACUGUCUAGUUCAGUGGGCCAAAUGCAUGUGACCAAAAAAGUUUGGAGGCCUGGGAAUUCUUGAUUUGGACUUGUUCAGUAGAGCGUUACGACUCCGUUGGCUUUGGUAUGAGUGGACUGAACCGGAUCGCGCAUGGGUAGGCACAGAACCACCAGUGAAUGCUGUGGACCGCAGCUGUUCAGAGCCAGUACCGUGGUCACCCUGGGAAACGGGAACAAGGCAUCCUUUUGGCAGUCUGCAUGGCUACAUGGACAGGCACCUAUGGAUAUCUUUCCUGACCUGUUUAAGCUAGCAUGGAGGAAAAAUCGCUCGGUGAGGGAGGAGCUACAACACCAGAGCUGGACUCGCGGACUGUGGAGAAUGGAGAGCGUGGAAGAAAUGGCAAGCUUCAUCAGACUCUGGGAUUUGGUGCAGAGUGUUCAGCUGACAAACGAACCAGAUGCAAUCAAAUGGAAGUGGACAGCGCAUGGAGAGUAUUAGCCAAGAGAGCCUACAACAUUCAGUUUGCAGGUUCUCACAGCCAGUUUGUUGGGGCAUCUAUCUGGAAAGCCGAAGCAGAAGGGAAGCAUAGGUUCUUUGCUUGGCUGAUGGUGCAAUCCAAGUUGCUGACAGCAGAUAACCUUAUAAAGAGACUGGCCGUGUGACCCGAUCUGUUCACUCUGCAGCCAAGAGCAAGAAAUGGCUGACCACUUGAUUUUACAGUGUUGCUUCGCGAAAGAAGUAUGGCAUCUUGCUUCGCUUUGGACGCAAGACCUUGUAAAGAUGCCAACGGAGGGACUUCCCAUUGCGGCGUGGUGGGAGCAGGAGCUAGCAGGCCUGCCCAAGAAGCUGCGCAGGACAAAGGCAUCACUAAUGAUGUACACCGCUUGGAACCUAUGGAAGGAAAGGAACCGGCACAGUUUCGAGCACACUUCAUCAGACACAGUUCGGGUACUGCAGGAUAUCAAG